AUGGAAAUGAUAUGACCUUUGGUUAUUGUGGGAACUGGGGUUAUGUUUGGGAUUAAGUGGGGUCUAAUUCUAGCUGGACUGCUGUGACUUUAUAAUAAAAAUUCACAAGAUGCGAGUUUAAGCAAUCAAAACGCACCUCCAUCUGAACAAAGCAGCUCUGGAAGUAGCAGGGACAACUCUAGAAAUAGCAGUAAUAAAAGCCAAACUGGGUUCAAAGGAAUCCGAGAUGUGAGAGGAGAUGGUAUGAAUUAA
Messenger RNA from Blepharisma stoltei, 252 nucleotides. Lineage: Eukaryota; Ciliophora; Heterotrichea; Heterotrichida; Blepharismidae. The record is from the annotation of a GenBank genome assembly.